This is a messenger RNA of Centruroides sculpturatus (bark scorpion), 5857 nucleotides long. RefSeq names its product ankyrin repeat domain-containing protein 50-like. The record is from RefSeq and is a predicted model, not a curated record. NCBI's taxonomy places the organism in Eukaryota, Metazoa, Arthropoda, Arachnida, Scorpiones, Buthidae. The transcript is spliced from 5 exons. Bases 538 to 4425 code for a protein of 1295 amino acids. Gene Ontology annotation, molecular function: protein binding.
UUUACGAAGGGAAAACCACAUUUAAUUAAAAAUUUCGAGCAAAAAUCACAAGCUUCGGAUAAAAUUUAAUUUCUAAAGUGGAUAAAAAUCAAGUUGCUUUUAACAAAUUGAAGAACAGAAUUGGUUUUUCCCAUUCUAUCGCGCACGCUCUAUCUUUGUAUACACAGGUCAAAAAGAGCGGGGGGGAGAAAUCGGCACGUCACGUGUUUAGCAUUAUUUCGGAAAAAAAGAUAAACAGCCCGACUCGAUGGUAAUAAAUAUUUAAAAAAAAUAAAAUAUAUUUUCCUUAAUUAAUUUCGGUAUAAACAAAAAAAUAAUUUCGAAAAAUGCAUUCGAAUCGUAACUCUCGUAACCAACCCUUAUUGCAGAAAUCGAUCAGUCGCGUUUUCCGCCGGGUGGCGCCGUCUUCGUCUGGCAGACUUCCAAAUCGGUGCACGUGCGAGCAGCCGACAUCCAGGCGUCGUCUAUCCCGAGUCUCUCUUUUUCAGCAUGUGGAUAGACACACGAAUGCUGCUUAAGGGUAGAAGACGGUAAACCAUGACCCAAAGUCUACUUCAUGGGAAGAACUUUUAUUGUCGGGAAUGGGUAUUUGCAAAAUUAUCACAUUGUUUGGAAAAUCGAAAUUCGGCCAAAACAAGUGGAGUAUUGGUUGUUGGAGGUCCCGGAAGUGGAAAAACGGCAGUUUUCUGCGAAUUGGUAUGGCCGUCCAUCGAAAGAGGAAAGCAGAACACCUUAAGCAAACGAAUCCUCGCUUACCAUUUUUGUCAGGCCCACGAUAUUAAGACCUUGUCAGUUAAAGAUUUCGUCCAAUCUCUGGCGGAACAACUCUCUAAAUCAUAUUUAGCUGGAUCAUUUAACGAAAAGUUAAAAGAUAUCGAAAAUUCGGGUGCCGUAGGCCAAGAAGAAAACCAUUCCUCCGUCGACGAGAUAUUCAAGAAUGGAGUUCUUUAUCCUUUACUGGAAAUCGAACCACCAAACCAGCCAUAUAUUCUGUUGGUGGAUUCGAUAGACCAGUCAUGUCUUCACAAUGCUCCCGAUAGAGGAAGUGAAAGCCGUAGCAUUGCCGAACUGCUUUCAAACUACCAUCAUUUGUUCCCGCAAUGGCUGCUGUUAGUAUGCUCGGCAAGAAAACAAAAUAAAUCUAUUACCCGUUUAUUCACGGGAUUCCGUAAGAUAAGCCUCGACGACUUGCGAAAAUCUCAUGUCGUGCGGGAUGUUCAGCAGUAUAUACUCAGUCGAUUAGAUCAAGAAGAAGCUCUGAGACAGCAUUUGAAUAGAGAAACAGCCGAAAUGCUCAAUCAGCUUCACAUUAAAAGUAAUGGCUGCUUUAUAUAUUUAGAGAAAGUUCUAGAUGGGGUAGCGGAGAACUUUAUUAUGUUGAGAGAAAUUCGAGAGAUACCGGGAACUUUAAAUGGAUUAUAUUUAUGGUUAUGUCAACGUAUCUUCGUCCGGAAACAGUUUCUUAAGAUUCAACCGAUUUUGAAUGUUAUUCUAGCCACGAGGAAGCCUCUAACCGAAAAUCAAUUAUACGAAUGUGUAUGGACCAAAAAUACUCAUCUCACUAAAGAAGAAUUUAGUAAACGUAUGACACUUCUUUCUAAGUUAUUGGUCGAUGACAUUGAUGGAGCAAAAAUUCUCUUUCAUCAUAGCUUUGCCGAAUGGUUGCUCGAUGUUAAACAUUGUACUCAGAAAUAUCUUUGUCACGUAACGGAAGGUCACGCCAUGAUCGCUAUGUGGUAUACGCGUCAGGCACCUAAUUUAUCACCGGAAGAAGUAUGCGAUUUUGCCCUUCACUUAUCAAAAAUACACCCUUCGCCCGUUCUUCAACCUCAUCAUUUACCACUGUGGUUGGUAGUAUCCGGUGCGCCCGUCGAAGCAUCUUUGAUGGAAACACCUCCACCCAACGAUCAGAAAGUUUUAAAGUUACUUACUGAUGCCGGAGCGCAAAUGCCAGACGUUGUAAGAGACGAAAGUGAGAAAGAAUCUGUAAACACCAAUAAAAUUCCAGAUGAUCCUUUAGAGGCCCUUCUACAAAAUGGUGGUAAUAUUAAUCAGAUCGAUAGUAACCAGAGAACUCUUCUUCAUACAGCCGCAUACGACGGAAACGAUAAACUCGUUCAGAGAUUAAUCGAAAAGGGAGCAGACAUCGAAACGAUCGACAAAAAUGGACAGACCGCACUUAAUUUGGCGUCGAGACAAGGUCAUCUCUCGGUGGUAGAAGUGUUGCUCAAAUCGGGAGCGGAUCCGGAUCAUGCUGAUUGUGACGGAUGGACAUCUCUCAGAUCAUCCGCUUGGGCUGGUCAUAUCGACGUUGUAAAUGCUUUGCUAGAAAAAGGAGCUCAAGUUGAUCUUGCCGAUUCAGACAUGAGAACUGCCUUGAGGGCAGCUGCUUGGGGAGGCCACGAUGAUAUUGUUCUGACACUGCUGCAGCACGGUGCCUGCGUGAAUCAAGCAGAUAACGAAGGAAGAACCGCUCUGAUCGCCGCUGCCUAUAUGGGACAUUCAGAAAUUGUAGAACAUCUCUUAGAUCACGGAGCAGAAGUUAAUCACGAAGAUUCGGACGGACGCACCGCUCUUUCCGUGGCAUCUUUAUGUGUUCCAGCAUCCGAAGGUCACGCAGAUGUUGUUAGUUUACUGUUGGAGAAAGGUGCUGAAGUAGACCAUAGAGAUAAAGAAGGAGUCACGCCAUUACUCGUGGCCGCUUUCGAGGGUCAUAGUGAAGUAUGCGAAUUGCUGUUAGAAGGAGAAGCUGACGUUGACCAUGCCGAUAACAAUGGUCGUACGCCCAUAUUCGCCGCAGCUUCCAUGGGUCACCCCGCUGUCGUUAGUCUUCUGUUGUUUUGGGGUGCCGCAGUGGAUGCCAUUGAUAGUGAAGGUAGAACUGUAUUGUCGGUGGCCGCAUCCCAAGGAAAUCCCUCAGUAGUUCGGCAACUUUUGGACAGAGGACUUGACGAAACGCACAGAGACAAUGGAGGGUGGACGCCUCUGCAUUAUGCAGCAUACGAAGGUCACGAAGAAGUCUGCGAAAUUUUAGUAGAAGCGGGCACAAAAGUUACAGAAGUCGAUAAUGACGGAAGAAUACCUCUGAUUUUGGCUUCUCAAGAAGGACAUUCCAAAUUGGCAGAAAAAUUAGCUAAUUAUAAUCGAGCUAGUAUUGAUCAUAAAGCACACGACGGAAGAACAGCUUUAAGAGUUGCGGCUCUAGAAGGACACAAAGAAGUAGUUCAAGUGUUGCUUUCCCAGGGUGCCGAUGUGAACUAUAAAGAUGCGGAUGGUAGAUCGACUCUUUAUCUGUUGGCUCUCGAUAAUAGGAUAGAUAUGGCCGAUUUCUUGGCUUCUUCUAAAGCAGAUUUGGAAGUGACGGAUGUAGAAGGCCGAACGCCUCUUCACGUGUCGUCUUGGCAAGGGCAUUACGAGAUGGUGGAACUUUUACUGAAUCACGGAGCAAAUGUUAAUACGACCGAUAACGAUAAAAGAACAGCACUGCAGUCGGCAGCCUGGCAAGGUCACGUUAACAUUGUAAAAUUGUUGCUAGAGAGAAAUGCCCGAGUGGAUCACGUUUGCAAUCAAGGUGCCACCGCUCUAUGCAUCGCUGCCCAAGAAGGUCACGUGGAAGUAGUGAAUGUGCUUUUACAAUAUGGCGCAGAUCCCAAUCAUGCCGAUCAGUUCGGACGCAAUCCACUACGCGUAGCCACCAAAGGAGGACACACGCCAGUAAUUCAAUUAUUAGAGGAAUAUAUAGCAUCUAAUAGCAAUCAUCGACGUCAGGGGUUACAAUCCGGAAGUAUUAGUACCACUUCUCUAACUUCGGCUUCUACGGCCGAAACUAAACCUUGUAGUGCCAUUCUGUAUCAACCGGGUUUAUAUAGUUCUCCGGAAUCGACGGUGGAUCCGAGAAAAUCGAGCGUGUCGAAUCGCUCCUCGUCGAAAUCUUCCAGUAAUCUAACUACAUCCACGAAAUCUUCUCAUCGAGGAAAAGAAAUGGUUAACGGCAAUGCUCCGAUGACAUUCACACAGCAAUUACAACAGUGUAGCCGACCGAGACAUAGGAUAAGCCAAAUUCUUUCGCCACUCAGCGAACCUCGCAGCCCCAUACCCAGUCCGCCUCAGUCACCACUCAGUGAUACAGAUGGAACGUCUCAUCCCGUCCAUGUGCCCCUCGUCAUCCAACCGUUAAAAUCCGAACCGAAGACGCGAAUUCAGGGACCAGAAAGUCCUCGAAGAUCCCUAUCAAGGACUCAAGAACAAAAUCGAUUUCGUAGGAACGGUAUCGUGACCAAUCCAAAUUAUAAAGGAAUGGCCACGAAAAACUCGUUCGGAAUCGACGGAGGAAUGAACUCCAAUCAGUUUUUGAGGAAUAAACACAUUCCUUGUCAUUACGAAGUGGCACUCAAACCCAGUGUCAAGAAAGAAACUCCUUUAUAAUUUGUGUAUUCUUUAAACAGUUUGUAUAUGAACAAUAUUCUCUUUCGUUUGAAAGAAAUUCUAAAUUUCUAAUCCAUUUCGAAUGGAUUUAUAUAUAUAUAAAUAUAUAUAUAUUCAAAGGCAGCUCCAUGUGUAUAAACGUUUAAGAUAUCAAACAAUGCAAUGCCCUGCUUUUGAAAGCAACAAUCUUUACUGCCAAAAUAGAAUUCCGAAAAAUUAAAAAAAUAUAUAUAUACAUACAAAUAAUUUUAAAAAAAUCGUUUAUUGCUCGCUUUAUUAUUUCUUAAAAAACGAUAUAAUUUUUUAUCGUUAAUUUAAUCGAACGAGAUUCAUCAGAUUAUGAAUCUCGUUCGAUUUUGUUAUUUUUUUAUAUAAAAGAAAAGUAUAAAAAUCAGAAAUUUAAAUCAUCGAUUGAUUAAAAAACAAACUACGAAGUACAGAAAGUAUAGAAAAGUUUAUGAAUAUUCAAUUGGAAGCUUUCUUAAUAUAUUACGGGAUUAUUGCUAAAGAUACUCAUUUGACGACAGGUGAAACAUUCGUUAAAUAAUUAUAUUAGUCAUGUUCUUUAGUGCUAAUAGUGCGCUUUCUGGAACAACAAGUGGGUUCCACGAAUAUAAUCUAAUCGCGAUGACCAAAAAAUACUUUAAAUAGUUUCAUUUAGAUUAUCAGUGCUUUAAAAGUAAACAUUCGACAACUUUACAGCUUAAUAGAAAGAAAGGAAGGAAAAAAUAAAUAAAUUCUUUCUUUCGUAUUAGUUCGAGUUGUUAGGAAAAGUUGUAAUAUGAAAAAACGAAAUCGUUAUGUUGUAAUAUAGAAUAUUCAAAUUGUAUCCCGACCGGAGAUAACAUUUUAAAACUAUGAUCUCAGAUGUACGUGGUUAACAUCGAGUGUACAGAAAAUAUAGGGACAAAUAAAGGCUAUACAGUUAUAUCUUGUUUUCUGUGCAGAAACUGAUUUUGUAGAACACAAGUUUUUUAUUUUUUUACUUUCUACUCGUUAACAGGAUUUCCUUUCUAAUUUUAUCUAUAGUUGUAAUUAUUUCAUUAACUGGAGAUGGAUAUCUAAUUGUUUCUAUUGGGAACUGGAAUGGUCUGCAUCGAACCCUAUCGCAUCGGAAUCUCGUAUAGAACAUCUGUUAGGUUGUAAAUUACCCCGAACCUACCCAUUUUCUGUCGUACUCCACCCAAUAAAGCUUUCCCAACAAAGAUUGAUUGGCUUUUGUCCUUUGGAAGAAGAUAUCGCUGGACACUGUUUUAAGUACUCUCCAGUUAGACAAAGAACGUGGAUCACGCUCGUUAAAGAUACUUCGUUAAUUUCGAGCAUUCUUUUAGUUUUUGUUUCAAGCCAAAAGUAUUUAGGGCUCCUUUCAUCACGUCAUUUUAACUCUAAUCCUUGUUUGACUCGCGAAACGUGCAACCAUUCUAUUAAAUAU